CCAAGGGCAAAAAUAACCCCCAGGGGUUUACCCGCCAUCACUGCUUAGGCUGUAAUCGGGUUUUUAUUUAUACCAGUCAAUAUCGCAGUCCAGAUGGACAUCGUUCUAUCCGCAGAAUUCUGUUAUGUUCUUGGAGAAGCGGUCUGGGAGCAUUAAGAUAUCUAUCUGCAAGGUAUCCCCUCGCUUCAGCUACUUUCCAGCCACCGUCUUGUUCUGCUUGGCAGCAAUACUCGGUGGGAAGGCCAGUCUGUUGAAGUGGCUCAUAUUAUCCUUUCCACCACUACGCAAGCAUCUACUGGCAGCUUGUGGGCUUAAAACAGGCUCUCAAAACUUUUAAAUCCUUAACCAGACGGAACAUCAGCUCCAUCUGACUGAUUCAUUAUCUUCCCUUGAUAACUUGAGUACUUCAGCUUUUAC
Molecule: messenger RNA, 417 nt
Organism: Aspergillus versicolor CBS 583.65
Lineage: Eukaryota; Fungi; Ascomycota; Eurotiomycetes; Eurotiales; Aspergillaceae
Exons: 2
Coding region: 125-337 (70 amino acids)
Source: RefSeq, a predicted model, not a curated record